Messenger RNA from Drosophila kikkawai, 2523 nucleotides. NCBI's taxonomy places the organism in Eukaryota, Metazoa, Arthropoda, Insecta, Diptera, Drosophilidae. The record is from RefSeq and is a predicted model, not a curated record.
GCAGGGACCGCGGAGUGAACGUCAUCAAUGGAAGUCGGGUCCCAACAAAGAGAGAGCUAUUGGGCAUGGUUAUGGCGAUUUUCGACCCUUUCGGGUUGAUUGCCGACUAUCAUAUCUCGGCAAAGAUCAUAGUUCAGAGUACUUGGAGCUUUGGAACAAGUUGGGAUGAAGCAAUACCGCCUGAACUGCAUCCAAAGUGGAAAAGUUGGUUGGCCGAGAUACACAAAAUGCACAACUUUAAGGUUCCUCGAAUUUACUCUCCAAAUUUAAACUGCUGCGAAAGAUUGGAGAUGCAUAUAUUCGUCGACGCGAGUCAAGAAGCAUUUGCAGCUGUUGCUUAUCUGCGCAUAGUUUGCCCUACCGUCGUUGACAUAGCCUUUGUCAUGGGAAAAACACGCUUAGCACCGAAGAAACUAUUGUCCGUCCCUAGACUGGAACUUCAAGCUGCAGUCCUUGGAAUUCGAUUGAAUCGCUUACUGCAACAGAAUCAUAAGCUCCCAAUUGAUGAAACAUUUUUUUGGAGUGCUUCCAAAACUGUCCUGCAGUGGGUUCGUUCAAAGACGAGAAAAUUCAAACCGUUUGUAAGUCACCGGAUCACCGAAAUACUGUCAAGUUCAACCGAGUUACAAUGGAAUUGGGUACCAUCGUCCAACAACUCUGCUGAUGCCGCCACUCGUCUAUCGAAUUCCCCGAAAAUUUCUAGCCAAAGCCCAUGGAUACUUGGCCCGAGCUUCUUAAAACUACCGCGCUGUGAUUGGCCACGAAGUACUGACAUCACUCUACCAGAUGUUUUUGAAGAAGAAGUGCCCGAACACCCAGUGUUGAGAUGUCAGGUAGUUAUACCGAUAAUAGAGUUUAACCGAUUCUCUUCUUACAGCAACCUAAAGCGGGUAAUUGGUUGGGUAAUGAGGGCCAAAGGACUCUGGCUGAAGCGUUCGGACAAGAAAGGACCUUUAACUGUCCAAGAGUUAGCUGACGCCGAAAUUGAGAUCUGUCGGAUGGUGCAACAAGAGGCCUUUCCCGAGGAAAUCAAGAACCUACGGAAUCAACAGAUUAUUACCAAACAAAGCCCAAUUUAUGAACUGUCGCCAUACAUUGAAACAGACGGUCUCUUGCAUCUAUCGGGUCGAAUAGACGAGGCCUCAUUUUUACCACAGCCGAGACGUCGUCCAAUUCUUCUUCCGAAAGAUCACAGAGUUUCAUAUUUAAUUAUGAGGCAUUUUCACACGAAAUACCAUCAUCAGAACCAAGCAGUUAUCAUAAAUGAGAGCCGUCAAAAAUUUUGGAUACCGCAUGUUAAGAGACUUUUAAGUAAAGUAAUGUAUGAAUGCAAUAGAUGCAUCUUAGACAGAAGUGUACCUAAGACUCCACGUAUGGGUCAACUGCCACCAGACCGAUUAACACCAUAUGUGAGACCAUUCACUUAUACAGGAGUGGAUUUGUUCGGCCCACUUACCGUAACUGUGGGGCGUCGUCACGAGAAACGCUGGGGAGUAAUAUUUACCUGAACAUGAACGUCAGAGCUGCCCAUAUAGAAUUAGCAGCCGACCUUUCCACGGAUGCCUUUAUUCUAUGUUUGCGAAAUUUUAUUAAUCGAACUACAAAGGAACUCAAGAACAACGAAAAUUUAUUAGAUCAAAACGCCAUCAAAAAUGAAGCCGUCCAAAAGGGAAUAAAAUGGAUUUUCAAUUGCCCUUUACAACCUAAUGCCGGAGGAUGUUGGGAAAGGCUAAUACGGAUAAUAAAACGAUUGUUAAGCAAAACCUUGCACAGUGCCAACCCACGAGUUGAGACACUCCAAUCUGUAUUGAUCGAAGCAGAAAACAUUAUAAACUCACGCCCUCUUACUGAGUUGCCGAUCACACAUGAAAACGAAGAACCCCUUACACCAAAUCAUUUUUUAAUGGGUUGUACUAAUUCGACACAGACGCCACAACCAACUGUCCAAAAUAUAUGCUUGAGAAAACAGUGGAGAAUUGCACAAGCUCUUAAGGACUGCAUAUGGAAAAGAUGGGUAGUAGAGUACCUCCCUCAACUGGUUCAUGGUUCUAAGUGGCAUCAAGUCAGCACUCCACUAAAAAUAGGCGAUCUGGUACUCAUAAUGGACGCCACCCUACCAAGAAGUACGUGGAAGAGAGGACGAAUAAUCAAGGUCUUCACUGGAAAGGAUCAGCAAGUACGUUCAGCCGAGGUGAAAACAGCGGAGACCAUUCUGCACCGACCAGCUUCAAAAUUAAUACAGCUCCAAUUGCAUGGUGAAUCCGAGGACGAUUCACGGGUGGGGAGGGUGUAAGAAUUUGACAUAAGUUUAAAUUUGUUAAAUGUGAAUUUGAUAUUGUAUAAGAUAUCGAUAAGUUAAACGAUGAAGUAUUCCCUAAGUUGUAUUUUGACGAUAUAAUAGCCUGGGCACACUGAGAAAUGUAAGCGAAGAAGUAAGACGCGCCGAGAAAACACAAAAUUGAAACGCGCAGAAAAAAGUGAAUAAAUUCAAAAAUACAGAAUAAAAAUCAAUGCCUUUGUCUA